AUCUUUUCUUCAGCACCAAAACAGAAUCUGUUACUGGAGUAACUGGUCAGUACUGAAACAUCUUACCUUCAGCACCAAAACAGAAUCUGUUACUGGAGUAACUGGUCAGUACCGAAACAUCUUACCUUCAGCACCAAAACAGAAUCUGUUACUGGAUUAACUGGUCAGUACCAAAACAUCUUUCCUUCAGCACCAAAACAGAAUCUGUUACUGGAGUAACUCGUCAGUACCGAAACAUUGUACCUUCAGCACCUAAACAGAAUCUGUUACUGGAGUAACUGGUCAGUACCGAAACAUCUUUCCUUCAGCACCAAAACAGAAUCUGUUACUGGAGUAACUGGCCAGUACUGAAACAUCUUACCUUCAGCACCUAAACAGAAUCUGUGAGUGGGGAAACUGGUCAGUACCCAAACAUCUUACAGAGGAACCUUCAGCACCAAAACAUAAUUUCUUACUGAAGAAACUGUUCAGCACUGGAACAUGUCUCACUGAAGAAAGUGUUCAGUACCAAAACUGCUCCCUGAGGAAACUGUUACGAACCAAUAUAUGUCUUACUGAAGACAGCUCAGUCCCAGCGAGCUGAGGGAAGUCAGGAUGUUUGGUCCCCGGAUGACAUUAAACCCAGAUUGGAUUUGGCUUUGCGUCUCUUUGUGGAGUGGAGGAGAGGAGUGGAGAGAAGAGGUUUCUAUUUGUGCUGAUGGUGUGUGAUCGAUAGAGAGAGGACGACAUCGUGAGAUGGAUGAUAAUUCAUCAACGCCAGUAUUGAUAGAAAUACAGAAAUAUGUCAAAUAAUAACAAUCACCGUAAUCAAUCAUCAAUGGACAGACAGUGGACUUAAGAUAAACGCGUGGAUUCAGGAGAAUGAAAGUCACUCGUUUGGAUGUCAUACUCAGGGGAGCACAUGAUGUACAAUGGGAGGACAAGUCUCAGACCCUGGCAAGAACAUAGACACUCUUCCUGUAUUGAUUGAGAUUGAGUGAUUUGCGCAACAUGCAAGCGCAACAGGUUAGGUUUGGGCAUGCUAGCGAUUGGUUAGGGUAAGGUUAGCUUUAGGCAUGCUAGCAAAGUGUUCAAGGUUCAGGAUAAGGUUCAUAAAACAAAAACACGCCAAAACAACACACCUGGAUCCAAACCGCAUUACAAAGUCCUGGAUUCAAAAUCCUGCCCACUGCGACCUCUGCCACCCUGUUUCCACUAACAGGCUGGAACAAUCGGAAUGGACUGGGAUCUUUGAAUGCCCAGUAACUGAUUGAGACGGUCCAUGUACUGGAUAUUCCAACUCAACUGUAAGCUAACAUAACCAGCGAACACUACUGUGGAGGUGGAUCUAACAAGCAGACUUCAAGUGGACACUAUGAUGUUGUGUGUAACUGGUUGGAGGAGUGUGAGGUGGACGGCUCGGCCUGGUCAGAGGAGUGUGUGUACGUGUGUGACGCAGGUGGUUCUGAUGUGUCUGACCGUCCUGUCUUCCUGUCUGUCCGUCUCGGCUGAAGACCAGAUCAUCUUCGACCACCAUGCUGUCUACUGGAACAGCACGAACCCCAGGUUCCACCAUGACUACAGGGUUGCGGUCAAUAUAAAUGACUACCUCGACAUCUACUGUCCAUUCUACACCAACGGCCCUCCGGCUCACGGUCGAAUGGAACGCUAUAUCCUGUUCAUGGUCAACCACGAAGGGUACACUUCCUGUCAACACAGGAUGAGGGGGUUCAAACGCUGGGAGUGCAAUCGUCCUACCGGUCCUGACGGUCCCCUGCGCUUCUCAGAAAAGUUCCAGCUGUUUACGCCUUUCUCCCUGGGCUUCGAGUUCAGACCAGGACAUGAAUACUACUAUAUCUCGUCUCCUCAUCCCAACCAUGUAGGGAGGCCGUGUCUGAGGCUGAAGGUGUAUGUCAGACCCCCAGGCAGUUCAGGGUUUGACUCUCCAGAGCCCUUUCUGACUGAUGGAGCUGCAGACUGGAGCCCAGAGUCCCUGCUAGCCCCAGCCCUAAUACCCAGCCUGGCCUCACUGCUACUGGGCUUCCUCUCAUCGCUGUGACCCCCCCUCCACUGGAGCAAGACCUAGACCAGGGUCUUUGCUGGAAGACUGCCUGUAGGACUGCCUGGCUGGCUGUCCCUCAAACUCCCACACGCUCAGGGAGAAACUCUCUUUCAGUCCUGGAUUAAAAACCACUGUGGGCCCCCAGGACAAGCAUUUACAGCCCCUGGGCUAAUUAAUGGAUGAAGAGCCCCUUGUCUAAACUUAACCCUAUAACCCCCCUUGGGUGUCUGAAGGGACAUGGAUGGGGGGUGGUGGUACUUGGCUGGACACACGCAUGCCUGACCACUGUGAAUCUGGACUGAACUGACUAAACUGAUGGUGUUUCUGUUAUGUUUACAUGAUCACAUAUAAUUUAAUUGAAGUUGGUCCUACAGAUGAUGUCAUGGUUAUAUUUGAAAUGGACAGUUAAUUAGACUUCCAAAGUGCAGCUUCUGAUCUGACACUCAGAAACCUUCUGAUGGACAGAGAAACGACUCAACUAUAUUUACUGCUGCAACCCCCAGCCCACAGAGCGAAGAGGAGAAGGAAGUGGAGAGGGAAAUAAACAAAGGAGAGAGAAAGAAAGAGAGUCUCUGGGGACCGAGAUUUCUUUAAUGUCGGGAAACAAA
Molecule: messenger RNA, 2649 nt
Organism: Oncorhynchus keta (chum salmon)
Lineage: Eukaryota; Metazoa; Chordata; Actinopteri; Salmoniformes; Salmonidae
Product: ephrin-A2-like
Exons: 4
Coding region: 1355-2038 (227 amino acids)
Biological process (GO): ephrin receptor signaling pathway; osteoclast differentiation; axon guidance
Cellular component (GO): plasma membrane
Molecular function (GO): ephrin receptor binding
Source: RefSeq, a predicted model, not a curated record